Molecule: messenger RNA, 1362 nt
Organism: Talaromyces amestolkiae
Lineage: Eukaryota; Fungi; Ascomycota; Eurotiomycetes; Eurotiales; Trichocomaceae
Exons: 1
Coding region: 1-1362 (453 amino acids)
Biological process (GO): beta-D-galactose catabolic process via UDP-galactose, Leloir pathway; glucose metabolic process
Molecular function (GO): carbohydrate binding; aldose 1-epimerase activity
Source: RefSeq, a predicted model, not a curated record
AUGCCCCUUGCGACCGGGCAGGGUCGCUUCUCGCAGCUCAGCUCUUUCAUCUCCUUUUACUUUAAGAAACUUGCUAGACCUCGCUUGUCGCUUGCCGCAUUGAUAAUCUACGCUCUUGUUUUUUUGGGCAUUGCUGUCACGGUCAUCUACAAGAUGCGCUUCACAAGCUACGUCUCCGCGGCGGCGCUGUUUGCGCUGCCAGCUCUCGGUGGCUCCAAUCCCAAGAGUAACUCCACUACAGAUCCUUUCAAGAUCUAUAACAUCACCGCGACCAAUAUCACUGCUUCCUUCAUCGGAUACGGUGCGCGUCUGGUGGCAUUGUAUGUCCCCGACAGCAAUGGGACAAUCCAAGAUGUUGUCGUUGGUUAUGACGACCCGAAGACUUAUUUGCACGACUCCGAAACCAAUCACACCUAUUUCGGCCCUGUGGUUGGUCGCUAUGCCAAUCGUAUCAAGAAUGGCACGUUCACCAUCGAUGGAGAGACAUACCACAUCCCCACGAACGAGAACGGUGGCGCCGACACCCUUCACGGUGGCACCGUGGGCUACGAUCAGCGCAACUGGACUGUGGCCGCAUCGGCGAACGAUAGCAUCACAUUCUCUUUGUACGAUCCCGGAUGGGAGGGUUUCCCCGGCGAUGUGCUCACGCACGUCACUUUUACCGUCGACGCUCUUAGGACUGCGGUCAACCCCAAGGGUCUUCCUCAAUUGACCUCUCGUAUUGUCUCUCUGUCCUUGACCGAAAAAACUCCCAUCAUGCUUGCAAAUCACAUCUACUGGAACUUGGAUGCCUUCCAAGAGCCCACCAUCCUCAACAACACCUUGCAUAUGCCAUUGGCAACCCGCGUGGUCGCUGGCGACAACAUCUUAGUCCCCAACGGCACCAUUUUCGAUGUUGACACUGCCUUCGAUGGUGCAAUUGACUACACAGCCGGCAAAGAGAUCGGCGCCGACUUUGAUCACGCCUUGGGCGUUUGUGGCUUCAACUGCACUGGUGUUGACACCUGCUUCAUCAAUGACCGCACUCCUUACUACUUGGACGGUGCCACUGUGCCUGUUAUCCACCUCUCCUCCCCAGCAACGGGUAUCACCCUCGACGUCGCGACAAAUCAGGUCGCACACCAGAUCUACACCUGCAACGGCCAGAAUGGUACCAUCCCCAUCAAGGCCUCACAGAAGGCUCGUAACGAGGCUGCUGGCAAAGGUGGCGUGGACUACGUGAACAAGUAUGGCUGUAUCGUCAUUGAGACCGAGGGUUGGAUUGACGCUAUCAACCAGCCGGAGUGGGCUCAGAAGGAGAUUUUCUCGCCUGCUGAUGCACCAGUGGUGAACUUGGCUACUUACCAGUUCGGUACUCUUUAA